This is a messenger RNA of Penaeus vannamei (Pacific white shrimp), 394 nucleotides long. The record is from RefSeq and is a predicted model, not a curated record. Lineage: Eukaryota; Metazoa; Arthropoda; Malacostraca; Decapoda; Penaeidae.
CCCUUCCUCCUCCUCUCCUCCAGUUCGUGCCGUGUGUUGUGUGGCGGCGGCGGGGUGGUGGAGCGACGUCGAAAAAAUUUUCCCAAACACGAGCGGAAGACUAUAAAGCGAGGGGAGUUUCUUAGUUUACAAGAGAAAUGACAAAUAACCUCAAAGAAGUAACCAUGGAGACUAGUGGUCCAGAAAAUCCCCCAGAAGGACAGACUUCGGCCCCUCACAACAAUUUCCGCGGCAGAGGAUCUUUCAGGAGUCGUGGUGGUGGAUUCCGUGGAAGAGGUGGCCCCGGCUUCUCAGCGGCACGAGGUGGAGGAUUCAGAGGAAGAGGCGCGCCUGGCUUUUCUCCGGGACCCAUGCGUGCAAGAUUCCGUGGGCGUGGAGGUUUCCGCGGAGGACG